AUGGUGCUUAAAUCAGCAUCAAUUGCUGUGCUUGCCACAGUCGCUGGAGCAUCGGGUUUUGUGCUGGGUCCUUUUGGAGGUGCACAGAAGCCAAUCGGUGGCCAAGACGCCAUCACCAACGACUUUACAUGCGAUCUCCCACCUGUUCUCACACCAAAGAACGAUGGACUUCCUGAUGCCAACAGUCUUUUUUCAUCUAAAGAGGCUUUUGAUGCACAAGUAAAGCGGCAUCAGACCAUUGUUCGUGUUCCGUCCAUCUGUUAUGAUGAUCUUGGUGAUGUAGAUAAAGAUGAGCGGUGGGCACCAUUUUACGAUUUACACGAUGCUUUAGCCAAGACCUAUCCCGCCAUCCACAAACAUGCCAAACUUGAAAAGGUCAACAAGUUUGGCCUUGUCUAUACAAUAGCUGGAAGCGACUCGUCUCUCAAGCCCUAUCUCCUCGCAGCUCAUCAAGACGUCGUGCCCGUACCGGACCCAUCGACUUGGACUCAUCCUCCUUUCGACGCCUAUUUUGACGGCGAGUGGCUAUGGGGCCGCGGUUCGUCAGACGACAAGAACAGUCUUACAGCUCUCAUGUCAGCCAUUGAGACACUACUCACCAAAACUGAAUGGUCACCUAAGCGCACCUUGAUCCUGGCCUUUGGUUUCGACGAAGAGUGCUCUGGUCCUCGCGGUGCCGCUAAGAUCGGAGAGGUCUUGACAGAACGAUAUGGCGAUAAUGGAAUUCCCUUUAUUCUUGAUGAGGGCGGUUCCGGAGUCCAACUCAUCGAUGACACGCUCUAUGUCCUUCCUUCAGUGCAGGAGAAAGGCGCCAUUGACAUCUGGGCCGAACUCCGUACCAAGGGCGGCCACAGCUCUAUUCCUCACCCACACACUGGCAUCGGAAUCAUGUCCGAGAUUGUCUCUGCCCUCGAAGCAAACCCCUACUCACCUGUCAUUGUCAAAGACAGUCCCGUGUACAACCACCUCGUGUGUCUAGCACGCCACUCUCCAGACGCUCACCCCAAGCUCAACGAACUUCUCAAGAAGGAUGACCUGGACAAGUUGACCACUGAGCUCAUCCGUCUCAACCCAAGCGCAAAGUUCACCGUUCAGACAACGCAAGCCGUCGACAUUAUCAGCGGAGGUCAAAAGAUCAACGCCAUGCCUGAGAUUGUCACCCUGGGCGUAAACUACCGUGUUGCGCCACAGGAUAGCCACGAAAAGGUGCAGAGGCAGUUUCUCAAGAGCAUCGAUUCUGUAGUGCACAAGUAUAAUCUCAGCGUGAAUGCGUACGAGGGCGAUGAAAAGUACCAUGCGUUUGCCGGCACUGUUAGCGAGACAGGAUACGACUACGAUGGCCAUCUCAAACUCACAGCCGUGAGAAACUCUGUCGUCACACCUGUUUCUCCAACGAGCGGACCUAUCUGGGAUAUCUUUUCAGGAACAAUUCAGCACAGCUUUGCUUUUGACGGCGGAAAGGUUGUGCCUGUGGGUGAAAUCAUGACUGGCAACACCGACACCAGACAUUACCUGAACCUUUCACCAAACAUCUAUCGAUGGACACCAAGCCGACAGCGUGGUUCAGAAAACAUCCACACAGUCGACGAGAGAAUCAGGAUAGACUCGCACAUCGACAUUGUCAAGUUUUACUAUGAUUUGAUCCGCAACUUUGACGCGGCAGACUUUUAA
This is a messenger RNA of Fusarium pseudograminearum CS3096, 1671 nucleotides long. RefSeq lists its product as uncharacterized. Lineage: Eukaryota; Fungi; Ascomycota; Sordariomycetes; Hypocreales; Nectriaceae. Gene Ontology annotation, molecular function: metallocarboxypeptidase activity. Gene Ontology annotation, cellular component: fungal-type vacuole lumen. The transcript has 3 exons. The record is from RefSeq and is a predicted model, not a curated record. The coding region runs from base 1 to 1671 and encodes 556 amino acids.